Messenger RNA from Branchiostoma floridae (Florida lancelet), 1800 nucleotides. RefSeq names its product nephrocystin-3-like. Lineage: Eukaryota; Metazoa; Chordata; Leptocardii; Amphioxiformes; Branchiostomatidae. The record is from RefSeq and is a predicted model, not a curated record. Gene Ontology annotation, molecular function: protein binding.
AGUCUAUCCCAAACAUGGUUCAUGCUAGUUUGGAGGUUCAGUCGAGGCAGCCUUUUUAAAACGACUAUAUUUGAUGUAUCUAAUGAAUGUUUGGGGCAAAUAGCAGAUAACCUACUCUUAUCAGACACGUCCAAACGCCUUUGGGAAGCAGCGCUUAGUGAGGUCGGCAGUGAUGCUAUCAAACGCGCUAAGAUUUAUAGGAAAUUGGGACAAUUUUGGGCAUUUCGUAAAGAUGUUAAAGCAAAACACUACUUCGAGCAGUCACUAAGGAUAUGUCGAGGUUUUUAUGGAGACAACGUGGCACAUCCUAACAUUGCAUAUUCACUUUUGAGCCUGGGGUCAUCUUGGAGUAAACUUGGCGAUCAGGAGAAAGCCAUUAACUUCUUCGAACAAUCAUUAGCAAUGGCUAAAGGCAUAUGGGGAGACAACGCGGCAAAUAUGCAUAUUUCCGCCUCACUAAAUAACCUUGGAUAUUCUUGGAGUAAACUCGGCAAUCAGGAGAGAGCAAUCGGCUACUUCGACCAAUCCUUAAAAAUGGCUACAACUAUGUAUGGAGACAACACGGCACAUCCGAUCAUUGCCGCGUCAUUCCAUAACCUGGGAUUACGUUGGAGUAAACUCGGAGAUCAGAAGAAAGCAAUUAGGUACUACGAACAGUCACUAACGAUGAAGAAAACUAUUCAUGGAGACAACACAGCACAUCCAGACAUUGCCAUGUCACUUAACAACAUGGGGUCGUCUUGGAGUGAACUUGGCGAUGAUAAGAAAGCGAUUAGCUACUACGAACACACGCUAAAGAUGCAGGAAAUUAUCCAUGGGGACAACAAGGCACAUCCGGACAUUGCGGAGUCACUUCAUAACCUGGCCAUAUCCUGGAGUAAACUUGGCGAUCACCAGAAAGCAAUCAGAUUCUGCAAUCAGGCAAUAACAAUGCACAAAAAUAUUUAUGGAGACAACACGUCACAUCCGAACAUUGCCGAGUCAAUUCAAGCCCUGGGAUCAUUUUGGACUGAACUUGGGGAUCAGAAGACAGCAAUUCUAUAUUGGGAAGAGUCAUUGUCAAUGAGAAAACGUAUCCAUGGAGAAAACACGGCACAUCCGAACAUUGCCGAAUUGCUUCACAACCAGGGAUCGGCUUGGAGUAAAAUCGGCGAUCAACAGAAGGCAAUUAGCUACUUUGGACAAUCAUUAACAAUGUGGAAAACAAUCUAUAGGGACAACAUGGCACAUCCGCAUAUUGCCUCGUCACUUCAACACCUUGGAUUAUCUUGGUCUCUUCUCAACGAUCAAGAGAAAGCAAUGGGCUACUUUGAACAGUCAUUAGCGAUGUAUAAAGCUAUCUAUGGAGUAAACACACCACAUCCAGACAUUGCCAACGCAAUUGGGAACAUUGGAUCAGCUUGGAAUAAACUCGGCGAUAAAAAGAAAGCAAUUCAUUACUUAGAACAGUCAUUGGCGAUGAACAAAACUAUCCAUGGGGACAAUACGGCACAUCCUGACAUUCCUGGGGUACUUAUUAACCUUGGAUUAUCUUGGAGUGAACUUGGUUCUGAGAGGAAAGCAAUCAGCUACUUCGAACAGUCAUUGGCCAUGACGAAAACUAUCUAUGGAGACACCAUGGCACACCCACACAUUGCCGAGUCACUUCACAACCUUGGAGCCUCUUGGGGUAGCCUGGGCGAUCGGAAGAAAGCAAUUAGCUACUUCGAACAGUCAUUGACGAUGAUGAAAAGCAUGUAUGGAGACAACAUAGCACAUGAAAAAAUUGCCAAGAUACUUCACAACUUGGGAUCAUCUUGG